AUGAGUCCUCCAAGCAUCCUAGAGAGGCCGCGGGUGGGGAAGCGGAUAAUUUGUGAGCCGGAGCGGCCGAGACGCACUUCCAGUGGAGGUCCUGGCUUCGCUUCCGGACGAAAAGCCUGCGCGCUGCUGGGCCCCAGUCUGGCGCUCGCCCUCGGGCUUCCAGAGUGGCUGCGGCUGCUGGGAAUGCGUGAGGCUGCUGCCCAGGCUGCGGGGCUGACGAUGCUCCAGGGCCGGAGCUCGGGCCUCCCCAGCCCCGCCUGCCCGUCCCCCAGUGCACCCAGGAGUUCGGGUGAUGGCAGCUGUGUGCCCUGUGGCGGGUUCCCAGAUGAGCCGUCCCUCCAGAGGGCCUCUCCUGGACCCCGCAAACCCCCGGCAGGAGAAGGAGGCCGGACUCAAGGCCUCCCCCGCAGCAGCCUGGGUUCUACCUGCUGGCGGAGGAAGGCGUUUGGAAAAACCUGUAAACAUGAGCACAGAUUAGGAAGGCAGAAAGAAAACUUUGAGAAACAAACUCUGAGGAAGUCUCAUCCCCAGGAGAGAUGCUUUGGGCAGGGGAUCCUCACUCACAAGAAAAUCCAAAUUGGAAAACAAGCCCAGGAGUAUAAUAAAUGGGAAAGAAAUUUCAGUCUGAACUCAGAUCUUGUUACAUACCAGAAAUAUCUCAUAGGAAGGAAACCCCACAAAUGUGAUAUAUGUGGCAAGAGCUUCAAAUAUAAUUCAUUCCUGGUUAGACACCACAUAAUUCAUGAUGGAGGAAAACAUCAUGGAUGUGAUCAAUAUGGGAAAACCUUCAGUCAAACUUCACAACUCAAUCAGCACCUAAAAAUGCAUAUUAGAGAAGAUCUGUAUGAAUGUAAUGAAUGUGGAAAAGCCUUCAGCCAGAGUUCCAACCUAAUUCAGCAUCAGAGAAUUCAUAGUGGAGAGAAACCUUAUGAAUGUAACAAAUGUGGGAGAUCCUUCAGCCAGCAUUCAAAUCUUAUUUGACAUCAAAGAAGCUAUACUGGACAAAAGCCAUUUGCAUGUAAUGAAUGCGGGAAAGCCUUUAGCCAGAGUUCUGACCUUCUUCAGCAUCAAAGAAUUCACACUGGAGAAAGACUAUAUCCAUGUAAUGAAUGUGGGAAAGCCUUUAGUUCAGUUUCAAUCAUUACUAUGCACAUGAGAAUUCACACAAGAGAAAAACCUUAUGAAUGCAAUGAAUGUGGAAAAACUUUCAAUCAGAGCUCACAACUUUCCCAGCAUAGGAAAGUUCAUACUGGAGAGGGUCCCUACGAAUGUGAUAAAUGUGGAAAAGCCUUCAAUUAUAAAUCACACCUUAAUGAACAUCAAAGAAUUCAUACUGGAGAGAAGCCCUAUGAAUGUAAAGAGUGUGGAAAGUCUUUUAAUCUUAAAUCAUCCAUUAUUGAACACCAAAGGAUUCAUACUGGAGAGAAACCUUAUGAAUGUAAUGAAUGUGGGAAAGCCUUUAGCCAUAGAUCAAACCUUAUUCGACAUGAGAGAAUUCAUACUGGAGAGAGACCAUAUGUCUAA
Molecule: messenger RNA, 1524 nt
Organism: Vombatus ursinus (common wombat)
Lineage: Eukaryota; Metazoa; Chordata; Mammalia; Diprotodontia; Vombatidae
Gene: ZNF623
Product: zinc finger protein 623
Exons: 4
Biological process (GO): regulation of transcription by RNA polymerase II
Molecular function (GO): DNA-binding transcription factor activity, RNA polymerase II-specific; RNA polymerase II cis-regulatory region sequence-specific DNA binding
Source: RefSeq, a predicted model, not a curated record